Juglans microcarpa x Juglans regia is the source of this 822-nucleotide messenger RNA. RefSeq lists its product as uncharacterized. The transcript is spliced from 2 exons. The record is from RefSeq and is a predicted model, not a curated record. Lineage: Eukaryota; Viridiplantae; Streptophyta; Magnoliopsida; Fagales; Juglandaceae. The coding region runs from base 1 to 822 and encodes 273 amino acids.
AUGACUCAUGGUAGGAUACCUCGAAACCCUAAGGGAGCCACAAAUAAGGAGAAUCAGAAUUUCCCGAUGGAUGGAGGAUUAGCUGAAGCUGUACGUCUGCUGACUGGUGUGCUUAGACAACAGCAACAACAACAAGCGCAUCUUCUGAUAUGGGAACUAGGAACCCUCGCUGCUUUGACAUGGGAGUGGUUCAACGAAGAGUUCAACAGUAGAUUCUUCCCAGAUUCUGUCAAACAGCUGAAGGCGCAGGAGUUCGUAACUUUAACUCGAGGCAGUUUGACCGUAGAACUAUACGCCGCUAAGUUCAUGGUGUUAGGAAGGUUUGCACCACACUUGAUUUCUACUCAAAGGAUGCAGGUGCAGAAGUUUCAAGCAGGACUUAAGCCAAGGAUCCGUAGCCAAGUAGCUAGCCUAAGAAUAGAGAAUUACCAAGAGUUGGUAAACGUGGCUGCGAUAGUAGAGGUUGAGCAGAGAGGUCUGGUGAUCCAAAUCAAUAUUGAACGAAAAAGAACUUCAUUGUACACUACUGAAGAAAGUUCAGAAAGGAAGAAGUUGUUUACUGGAUCAGAUAAAGGAAAAUGCAUUGAGAUUGGGAGCUCAAUACCGAUCACAUUUCCACCUUGUGGAGAGUGCGGUAAACACCAUGGAGGCAAGUGGAGAAUCGCGUUGGGAACUUGUUUCAGGUGUGGCCAACUGAGUCAUAUGAUCAAAGACUACCCCAGUGUUGCUUUGAGGAAUGAAAGAAAGGGGGUUUCUCUCAAUAGCGGUUGCAAACCAAAGCCAACGCAGCACGUGCCCAUGAGAGUGUAUGCUGUCACUUAG